Sitodiplosis mosellana (orange wheat blossom midge) is the source of this 3766-nucleotide messenger RNA. Its product is annotated as G1/S-specific cyclin-E. The record is from RefSeq and is a predicted model, not a curated record. The coding region runs from base 935 to 2623 and encodes 562 amino acids. Gene Ontology annotation, molecular function: cyclin-dependent protein serine/threonine kinase regulator activity. NCBI's taxonomy places the organism in Eukaryota, Metazoa, Arthropoda, Insecta, Diptera, Cecidomyiidae. Gene Ontology annotation, cellular component: cytoplasm; nucleus; cyclin E1-CDK2 complex. The transcript is spliced from 5 exons. Gene Ontology annotation, biological process: regulation of cyclin-dependent protein serine/threonine kinase activity; G1/S transition of mitotic cell cycle.
UUGUUGUUUUUGUUUAGAGGUAGCGCACACGGAGAGUGAGUGAGAGAGUGCGUGCGCGACAGAGUUUAAGCUAUUGGAAUAAACACAGAAGAAUCAACUAGUUACAAUGCAACAGAUGUAGUGGCAAUACACGCACACACACACAUGAACCGACUGAACUAAAGUGAUCUCUCUCGCAUACCGGUAUCGCAAUCAGGCCGGAGUCUUUUAGUAGUUAUGCGACGAUUGAACUACACACAUAUAAAAUACAUACAUUCAGAGUGAGAGAGCGAAGAAGAGACAGAACACGAAGAAGAAUCCAUACGUAUAUACCAAAUUAUGUGUGAAUAGAUUUUUUUUUGUCGAGCGCGCGCGAGAGAGAGCCUAAGAAAAGUUCAGUGUGUGUUUCGUAUUUUGAGAACCCCAUUGCUGCGUUCGCAUGCAGUGAAACACGCACAUUUUUUCACGUUCUUUUGCACUAGAAAAAUCGUCGAAUUUCUCCAGGAAUUAAUAAAAUUUUAGAACAAUUUGCAUUAAAUGAAAUUUAGCCUGAAGUUUGUGUGUGCGAUUCAUUUAGCCAAUAAUUUAUUUAGAAGGAAAAACAAGCAGAGAGAUAGAGAGUUUGAAGAGUGUGUUCGUGGUUUAAGUUUUAAGUUUGCCAGUGUGUUCUUUUUCGUGUUUAAACAUUUAGAUUAAGUCGUGUGUGAUCAUUUUUAUAUGGAUUAAAAUAUUGAAACUACGAACAACCAACAAAAAACACUGGAACUUUUCUCUGAUCCCUGAUGUGCUGCAAUUGAUGACGAGAAAAAUAAAAUUCAUUAGCUCAUUCAACCGAUCGACUCGGAUUAUAUAUACAUUUGGAUCGUACACUCUUUCAAUUGGAAUUCAAUUAAAAACAGCAUUAGUUUGGCAUUGGUGCGCAUAGGAUUUUCUGUUUGGCCGAUAUCGACGAAAAAUGGAUAUGCAGAGUGCAACAAUAGCCACAAUGUCUGAACUAGUUACAUCAAGCGUAAGCGGUAAUAACAGUGGAUCGAAUAAAAGGAAGCGUCGCGCCUCGUUUGAUGAGAUUGACAUUGAGAAUCAACGGCCGCCGCCAUCAAAGAAAGUGUAUUCAUCGUCGGGCGAAGACUUGGAUUCGGCUAGUGAUAUUGAGAAUGAUGCGAUCGAAUUGGAUUUGUAUGCAACAAUUGGACCCAGUCCACCACAACAAUCGGUGAAUCUACGGCAGAAAAUCGACGGUGGCGUUUGCACGAUACGCACCAAUUCAUCAUCAGCAUCAUCACGUUCGACAAACAAUAAUCACGAUAGUAAUAAAAAUAGUAGUUUAAAUAAUAAUGAUAAUCAGCACAAGGACAGCAAUUGCAGGAGUGUCAGUGGUCAAACGGUACCGGCGACAACUCUAACGCCAAUCAAUAACAUCGAACCAAUUCAUGUUAUCGAAAUGACGCCACAAAGUCUUAAGAAAACCGAACCAUGGACAAAAUGCACAAAAUGCCAUUCGAGAAACGAUACGCGCAUUUGCCCAUUGCCGUUGCUGUCGUGGGCCGAUGCAAAGGAUGUGUGGCGUUUCAUGUGCGACAAAGAUAAAAAGACUUCGGUGGAUAGGAAUCCAAAGAUGUUGCAAAAACAUCAAGGGCUACAGCCACGUAUGCGUGCAAUCCUGUUAGACUGGUUGAAUGAGGUGUGCGAAGUGUAUAAAUUACAUCGCGAAACCUAUUACCUAGCAUUAGACUAUCUCGAUCGGUAUUUGUCGACGAAUGUUAGCAUCUCAAAAACAUUCUUGCAAUUGAUCGGAAUUACGUGUCUUUUCAUUGCGGCAAAAGUCGAGGAAAUCUACCCGCCAAAGUUGAGCGAAUUUGCCUAUGUCACGGACGGUGCAUGCAGCGAAGAAGACAUUCUCAAACAGGAACUCGUCAUUCUUUGCGCAUUACAAUGGCAAACCAGCCCAAUCACAAUCAUCGGAUGGUUAGGUAUUUAUAUGCAACUUCAAGUUAGCAAUCGAACAUCAAAGACCUAUGAAGAAACACCUCGAAAACCCGUACUGAAAGAAACCGCUACCGUCACACAACAAACAUCACACAACGAUAAAUCGGCAACGGCCGCCACGAAUGGUAUCGAUGACGGAUUCGUUUUCCCACAAUUUUCCGGACUAGAAUACGCACAAACCGCACAACUCAUCGAUCUCUGUACGCUUGACGUUGGCAUCGCCAAUUUUCCAUACUCCGUCAUUGCCGCUGCUGCCAUCAGUCACACAUACAACAAAAAACUUGCCGUUAAACUGUCUGGCUUGGAUUGGGCUACGAUUGCUCCAUGCCAUCGGUGGAUGGAACCAUAUUUUCAUGUCAUUCUUCAACAGCCAAAAUUGACGUUGCAAGAGAAAAAUGAACAGACCGAAACGAAACAUGGCUUGAACUCAGUUUGCACUAACAUCAAUACAGACGAUUCACACAUUAUCCAAAUGCACACCACAUCCAUGGAUAUGUUUGAUCAAGCCACUUUGUACCGUGAACAAAGUUCGCAAGAGGCGUCACCAGCUCCAGUGCGUACAAACGUCGAUCACAUUUGUCCACCAGAAGGUUUGCUCACACCGCCCGAUUCUAGUCGAAAAUUCCCUGAAACACAUCCUGAUUCAACAUACAAAUAGAAAAACAAAACAAAAACAAAGACUUGAACCACAAACAACCUAUAAAUUAACUAAAAAAAACAACAACAACAAAAAAACCGAAAUUAAUUUAAUUUAUUUUCAUAGAAGAAAGAAAAACAAAAUGUUUGCAUGAAUAUUUUAUGCGCACUUUAUUAAAAAAAAAAUCACUUUUAGCUUUAAUAUAAUAAAAAAUUGUAGGGAUUCAAAAAGAAAAUUCAAAUAAAACUCGAUUAGGUUUUAUGUCAAUAUACAAAAAAAAAGAAACGCAAAAUAAGGAAAAACACAUGAGUGAAUCGCUGAUUCAUGCGAAUGCUAGGGAAAUUAAGAAAAAGAACCGUUUUUGUUUCUUUCUAAAAUUUAUUUUUGAACUGUUCAUUGUAAUGGCUUGGAUCGUAUUGAUUCAAGCAAUUUUCUUAGGAGAAAUAAAGAUCAAUAGAGAAAAAUGUACCAAAAAGAUUUAGGAACAAACGAAAAUAACUCAUUAAUAAAUUGAAAUUGAAUGCACAUCGAAAUGACUAUUAAAAUAGUAAUUAUCAAACACUAAUCAAUUCACUCAUAACAAAUUAGUUCAUAUUUCGUCAAACAUAAACAUUUCAUAUUCAUCCCUCGUUUGUUUCGAUGUCUAUCAAAUUGUUGCGGUUUUAUGCAAAAUAUGAUUUUCUAUUGUAAUCGGUUCCCAGGCAUUCUUUUGCGUGCGAUUCGCACUGAUGCGUUCGAUAAUUGUAUCAACGUGGUCAUCAAACGCAUGCACAGAAAAAUGUGCAUUAGCAUAAUUGUGGCACUCAGAUCAAUGUGGAACUGGCAUAAUUAUCAACAUGCGAUACACUCGUGGUUUUUCUAAAUAGACUGACUAAUUGAAGGAUUAUGUUAUUUCCUUCAAAGAAACAAAAAAAAAAACCAUAGUGAUGUGUAAAGUAAUUCUAAAUUUCCAUUUUGCUUUUUCUUUUCUGGAUUAGUAAAUAUAAUUGCCGAUUAUAGAAGAAGAUUUGAGGAGAAAAAUAUGUGAAUUGACCAUAUUAAUGUAGUUUAAUGAAGUUAGUUGGAGACUGCUUUAACUAUUCGAUUGAAGCAAUGCUUGCGUUAAAUCAUUGAACGAGAGUAAAAUCACACAAAAAUAAACAUUUACUUAAAUUCAAAACAAAA